CUUCUUCCACUACACCCUAUCCUACUUCCGAAAAAUGACAGACUGUCAACCAAUCGCUAACAAGAAACUCCACGGCAAGGUGGCAAUAGUCACUGGUGGUGCCAGCGGCAUCGGCGAAGCCACGGCGCGUCGAUUCUCCGACCACGGCGCACGAGCCGUAGUGAUCGCCGACAUACAAGACGAGAAGGGCCAAAACGUCGCCGCAUCGAUUGGUCCCGACCGCUGCACCUAUAUCCACUGCGACGUAACCGACGAGGACCAGGUCAAAUCCCUCGUCGAAACCACCGUCCGUACGUACGGACGACUCGAUGUCAUGUUCAGCAACGCCGGCACGACGACCCCCGGAAGCCAAACCGUUUUGGACCUCGACAUGUCGGCGCUUGACGAGCUCAUCGCCGUCAACGCACGGGGAAUGGUGGCGUGUGUGAAGCACGCGGCGCGGGAGAUGAAGGAGCGGGGAACGAGGGGUAGCGUGAUCUGCACCGGGAGCGUGAUGGCCACGCGAGGGUUCGAUGUCGGAACCGACUACGUGAUGUCGAAGCACGCCGUGUUGGGGCUCGUGAGGUCUGCGAGUCUCCAGCUCGCCGGAGAUGGAAUUCGAGUGAACUGCGUGUCGCCGGGAACGGUGGGGACGCCGUUGGUUCGCCGGAGAUUGGGUGCAGUGGAGAUGGAGGAAGUGGAAAAAGUGGUGGAGACGCGGUCUAUGUUGAAAGGUGUGCUCAGGGAGAACCACGUGGCUGAUACGGUGUCGUUUCUUGCUUCGGAUGAGUCGGAGUUCGUGACUGGGCAUGAUUUUGUUGUGGAUGGCUUGUUUGUUCCACCUCGCUGAUCUGGCCGGCCUGGCUUUUUUUUAUUAUUAUUAUUAUAUUUUUUUUCCUCACAUAUUGUGCCGUUGGCUAUGUGGGUGAAAAAGUCUUAUGGUGAGUCAGCAACUAUUUUUAUUACCAUAAGAAAAAGAAACUAGAGGAAGAAAAAAAAUAUAUAUAUAUAUUGGAGUAAAAGCUAUGUUUAAUUCAAAAGUUAGAUAUGAUAAAAAUAAAAUAAAAUUAAAGUUUGAUAAUA
This is a messenger RNA of Ziziphus jujuba (common jujube), 1062 nucleotides long. RefSeq names its product (+)-cis,trans-nepetalactol synthase NEPS2-like. The record is from RefSeq and is a predicted model, not a curated record. NCBI's taxonomy places the organism in Eukaryota, Viridiplantae, Streptophyta, Magnoliopsida, Rosales, Rhamnaceae. The transcript has a single exon. The coding region runs from base 35 to 829 and encodes 264 amino acids. Gene Ontology annotation, molecular function: oxidoreductase activity.